This is a messenger RNA of Oryzias melastigma (Indian medaka), 1374 nucleotides long. RefSeq names its product lysosomal thioesterase PPT2. The transcript has 8 exons. Gene Ontology annotation, molecular function: thiolester hydrolase activity. Bases 181 to 1107 code for a protein of 308 amino acids. Lineage: Eukaryota; Metazoa; Chordata; Actinopteri; Beloniformes; Adrianichthyidae. Gene Ontology annotation, cellular component: lysosome. The record is from RefSeq and is a predicted model, not a curated record.
CUAAGCCACAUUGACUCAGAGUUGGUCCCUCACACCUGUUUUCCAGCUGCAUUGAGAUAAUGACAUGCAGAAAUCCUCUGGUCUUUGAUUGAUUUUUAAGCCUUGAAUAAACAGAAAUGGUUUUUUGGUUUUGCUACCUCAGCGUUUCAGCUUAUUUAAGAAGUUGCCGUGGCUUCAUGGAUGGAAAGACAGAGAAGAAAUCUGAGGCUAGCGUCACUGUGCAUGAGCAUGAAGACUUUGAGCUCUAUCCUAACCUCACCUGCGCUCAUGUUGCUGCUGGCAGGCGGCUGCACCAGCGCCUACAAACAUGUCCUCAUCGUGCAUGGGAUCUUAAGUGGACCAGAAACUCUGCAACAAACGCUCUCUAGGUUCAUACAGAUGGCGCAUCCAGGCACCAAGGUGACGGUGAUUGAUCUGUUCAACGAUAGAGACAGCACCAAGCCCCUGUGGCUGCAGGUCCAAGGCUUUGGGAAGGUCAUCCAAAGGAUCACGAGGAAGUCUCCGGAGGGUGUUCAUCUUCUGUGUUUCUCUCAAGGGGGUCCAAUUUGCAGAGGAGUUCUUUCCGUGCUCCCGAACCACAAUGUGCACACUUUCAUUGCGCUUUCGUCGCCACUCGCUGGACAAUAUGGAGCGCCUAAAUACUACAAAUAUAUUCCAUCUCCUGCAAGAGGUUCAGUCCACUUGUUUUGCUACAACAGAAUUGCACAGAACCAAGUUUCUGUUUGCAACUAUUGGAAUGAUCCUCACCAACAGUUCAGAUACCUGAAACACAACAACUACCUUCCACUGUUGAAUGGUGAAAAAGUGCACAGCCGAACGGCAGUGUGGAGAAAUAACUUCCUGCGCAUCAGGAAGCUGGUGCUGAUUGGAGGACCAGAUGAUGAAAUCAUCACUCCGUGGCAAUCAAGCCAAUUUGGAUUCUACAACAGCCAAGAAGCUAUUAUUGAUAUGAGGCAACAGACGUUUUACACACAAGACUCGUUUGGUUUGAAGACGCUGGACGCUCGCGGCGACAUAAUCGAGUGCAUCCAGUCUGGGGUCAAACACUCUGAGUGGCAGUCUAACCUGAGAGUCUUUAAUAGAUGCAUUAGAAAAUGGCUUGACUGAAGAUGAGAUAACUCUGGUUUAGAAACAAAAGUUCUUAGUGUGCGCUUUAUGAAAAAACAACAACAAAAACAACUAUAACAGCUUGGGUUCUAACUUGUAUGUUUUUGUGUUGAAAUGUGGGACUGCAAAAAAAUUCCAUCUUUUUUCAUGUUUCCUUCUUUAUCUUUAUGUGAUCACAAUGCAUUAUCUUGGGAAAGAAAAAGAAGCAAUGAAAGAAAAAUAGUUCAAACAGAUCACAUCUAGCAAUCCUUAUCUUGCACCACUAGA